Messenger RNA from Neospora caninum, 2994 nucleotides. RefSeq lists its product as hypothetical. Bases 1 to 2994 code for a protein of 997 amino acids. NCBI's taxonomy places the organism in Eukaryota, Apicomplexa, Conoidasida, Eucoccidiorida, Sarcocystidae. The transcript has 10 exons. The record is from RefSeq and is a predicted model, not a curated record.
AUGGAGAAAAAAGGCCCGCCGCCGCUGGGGAAAAAGAAAACCCCCCCACCCAAAUCUACAGCCAAGCCGCCGGCGGCGAAAGGCGCGGGAGCGGCGCCCCCAGCUGAGGGCACUACCCCGGCAGGCGCCGCCAAGAAAAUUGGUCUUCCUCCGCCUCCAUCGGGAGGCUCCGCGGCUACGAAAGCGUCGCUCCCUGGAGCCAAGGGGACUUCGCCUUCCCCCCUUUCCUCAGGGGAUCCCUCGGGGGGAAAGCCUUCCCUUCCGCAAAAAGCGCCGAAUCCCGGAGGUUCGGCAGCAGACGGCGCGCCGCCUGGAGAUGCCCCCAAGCUCCCCGCACCCUCCAAAUCCAUGCCACCGAAAGGGAGUCCCUUGCCUGGGAAGAAGGGAUCAGUGGUCGUGGGGAAAGGCCCUCCGUCGGGGCCUCCGAAGAAAGCGGGAAUUCCAGGGAGCAGUGGACCGCCGGAUGCAGGGACGUCGAGCCCGGUGCAGGCUCCGAAAAAAGAGCUGCCGAAAGUGCUUCCUGCGUCGCCCAAAGGACUUCCUUCUCCAGCUGGCAUGUCGCCCUUAUCGCCAGGAAGUCCGAAGGGCCUUCCGCCGGCUGCAGGUCUCGGAAAGCCGAGUCCGGGCGUGGGGCUGGCCAAGCCCAAGUUGGAAACCUUGAAGAAAUCCGGAAUCCCGUUGAAAGCAGGCGAGCCGAAGGAGCUCGGAAUGGGCUCGAAGGACGUUGCCGUGAAGAAGAUGGGGCUCCUGACAGGGCCCGCAACCCCAACUGCCCCAGUGAAAAGUUUGCUCCCGAAACCCGGCGCCGUGUCUCUGCCGGGUGCCAAGGGUGCUGGACCGCUAGGCGCCACGCCUCCAUCGCUUCCAAAGCCUCCGCUAGCCAAGCCAGGAACUCCCGGGACCCAGGCGUCCGACAACGUAGAUGAGCACGGAGUCCGCCGAGGCUCCUGUGGAAAACUCUCACCGGAGUCGAACCUUGAAAAGGAGAGCAGUGGCAUGACGCUGCAAAGCAUUUUUACCAGGAACGGCGACUUCGUGGGAAAAGCCAGCGGGCCCGCAGAACCGCUGGCGGCGAAAGACCGUCCCGCACAACCGGCCGAUCGCGGAAGAUACGCGUCCACCUGCGGCCGUGCCUCGAUGUCUCCUCUCGCGCUCCAAACUGCGCUGCCUUGCUUCCCUGGCCACUGUCCCGCAGCUCGGAUGCGCCACCAGGACCACGCCGCCGCCGACCGCGUCCCUCGGGCAGCUCGCAGCGCUCAGGUCGACCGUUCGUCGCGGCGGACUCCUGACCUGUUGUCGUUUUUUCCCCUCCCAGGAAGUAUGGAUGGGCUGCCUGGGUUCUUUGUUCCGGUGCCUGCCUGGCCCCCACCAGACCAGGAAAAGUUCGCCAGUGCCUCUCCGCCGUUCCCCUUCCCGCCUGGUUCGCGCCCACCCGGAAUGGCCAUGCGGGGCUUUCCGUACCUGCCAUGUCCACCGGCGCCCUACGGGCCGUACGCGCCCUACGCGCCCUACGCCCCGCCUCUCCCGUACCCGCAGCCGGGGGUUGCCUGGGACGCCUUGUCUGGUGCGGCGCCCUACUACCCUCCCGCGGGCGUUCCUUUCCCGCCUCACCCGCCAGCCCCCCACGGGGCCUCGUCGAUGGGGGCUCCGCGGCAUCCAGCUGCUGCAGCGCCGGGGCGGGUGGCGACGCCGGAAGACAGCGGCGAGGCAGAGGGGAGCGGAACGGGCGACGCGCCGAAAAACGGUGGGAGUCAACCACAGGUGGUGGCGGACCGCGCAAGAGGGAGAGAAGGCGCCGGCGACCGCGUGACGUUUGCACUCCAGCACAGAGGAAAGGACGGCGGCAAGGGCGCAGGAUCCACUCGGAACGAGAGGAGGCGACGGCGAAGCACGGUGCUGCAACUUCUCGAGGACGCGGGGCUCGAGCCGUCGAGGGACUGUCUGCGCGCUCUGAAAGAGAGAGAUGACCAGGAUGCGAUGGAGGACAAACGCUGGAAUACUGAGGAGUGGUCACCGGGGAUGCCAUGCGACGGGGGCCCUUCCGCCCGUGCCUAUAUCGGAGGCUCCAACAAGGCUAUUGGGGCUACGCCCUGGGAGACCAUAGAGAAGAGCCUGAAUUACAUCAGGAGUGGUGCACAUCGCGUACGCCUGGGGGGGGACGAUGAGACACUCCCAGCGCGGCUACCUGAAGAAGAGCGCUCGUUUGAUCCCGCUGUCUUCGCAAAGGGAAGAAAGGAGAGAGAAGCCCGUGGAGAAGACCCGACGUUCGGAGCGCAAGCGGGGGAUGACUAUUACAAAUACUUUGAUCCCCAUUACACGCCGAGCAAGAAACCGUGGUACAAUGAAGCCGUACCUAGAACGACUCCGCCGAUGCCUGCCCGGCAUGAGUACGGUUCGGUGCCUCGAGGGGGAAAGUUCUCGUCUAAACCCCCAAAAGGGUGGGACCGAUGGGGGUUUGAACGGGGCCUUACUGCUCCAAGAAAACGAACAUAUCAGAGCCUUAACGAGCUUGCAACCUACUUCACGCACCUCGAUAGUGAAGACCAGGAUGAGAUCGUCAAUCUGCUGCUUCUCUGCCGCAAGUUAGAGCAGCAAGUGGAGCAACAACACGUGGUGAUUGACAUGCUCGAGCACGACCUCACCACUGCCAACGCCGCGCUCAAAUUCCCUCCGGAGUGGCGAGCUCUUGACGAGAUCGACCUUGUCUCUCUCGUGCCAGCUGACAGCGCGUUUCAGCCCAGCACGGCCACUCCCCUCUUUCUGAAAAGAGCCACCCUCCUCCCCUCGAGCGUUACGCUGGAAGCCGUUGCAAGUGCGUCGCCGCAGGCCGCAGAAGCACCGGCAGGCGCGCCGAAGGCUGCCGAGGCGACCAAGACCGCCCCGGCGACGGCGGCGAAGCCAGCUGGGGCUACGGUCACAAAGGCGCCCGGGAUUAAGGCCCCCGGGGCGGGGAAGAAGCCUGUCUUUAAGACGACAAUUAAGGCUGCAAAGUGA